Molecule: messenger RNA, 3253 nt
Organism: Engraulis encrasicolus (European anchovy)
Lineage: Eukaryota; Metazoa; Chordata; Actinopteri; Clupeiformes; Engraulidae
Product: serine/threonine-protein phosphatase 4 regulatory subunit 2-A-like
Exons: 9
Coding region: 61-1377 (438 amino acids)
Cellular component (GO): nucleus; protein phosphatase 4 complex; cytoplasm
Molecular function (GO): protein phosphatase regulator activity
Source: RefSeq, a predicted model, not a curated record
CCGUAAAACCCAACAGAAGAAGAAGAAGACUAAUAGCCCAAGAGGCAGUGUUUAACAACCAUGGAAGUCGACAUACUACUUGAAGCGUGUAAUGAUUUCGAGAAGAAGGGGAAGAAGGAGCCAUCCCCAGUAUUGGAGCAAUUUCUGUGUCACAUUGCCAAAACUGGAGAUACACUGAUCCAGUGGUCUCAAUUUAAAAGCUACUUCGUCUACAAGCUGGAGAAGGUAAUGGAGGACUUCCAUGCGUCAUACCCAGAGCAGCGUGGCUCACCCAACCCCAAUGUGGACUACAUUCCCUACGGAGAAAUGAAGGAGAGGAUUUUGAAGAUUGUGGAUGGAUAUCAAGGGAUUCCUUUCACGAUCCAGCGGUUAUGUGAGCUCCUUACGGAACCCAAGAGGAAUUACUCAGGGACUGAGAAGUUCCUCAGAGGUGUGGAGAAAAAUGUAAUGGUGGUCAGCUGCAUCUAUCCACGUUCAGAAAAAAAUGAGUCAACCAACAUCAGCAAAGUGAAUGGGGAUGUGUCGGGAAAUUCGGUGACCUACACAGUCAGGAAAGCAAAUGGACCAGACUCUCCACGGACCCUGAGCAGACCAACUGCAAAGCAUUUUUUCUCCAUCUUUGCAGCCACCAAUGGCCUUCCGGACAGCACAGAGCGCAAGAAGUCCCUUGCAGAGUCUACACAGAAAGCUCUCAGUGAUUCAGCCUCCUCAUCAACGUCGUCAUCUUCAUCGACAUCAGAGGCCGACUCAUCUCACUCCAGUCUGAUGAAGAACAAGCACCUGCAUGAGGAAGAGGAUGAGGAAGACGACUGCUCUGCCGAGGCCAAAGGCCAGGAGGCAAAGCGGGCCAAGCUGGACAAGGACGACUUGGAGGUGGAAGAAGACGACGACGAUGAGGAGGACAACGAGGAAGAUGAUGAGGAUGAUGAAUACGAGGAAGGGAAGUUCUCGCCAGAGUCCAAUGAACCUCCGAGCUCGUCCAGUCUACCUCAGUCGUCCACAGAUGUCAACACCAAGGCCAACGUAGAGAGUUCACCCACAGAGGAGCCAGCCUCAGAGGAGCAAGAGCCAUCCAGCACCCAGACUGAGCCCUUGGACAGCGCAGACAGCAAGUCAGAAAGUGAAACAUCCCCUGAGCCUGCCCAUGAACAGGGAAACAGAGUGGCAUUGGACCAAUCAGAGGAAUCCUGCACGGUUAGCUCUAGAGCUGGGCAGUCCGAGAGCGGCGAUCCUGUCAGCAGCAGUGAGGAGGGCAAACCUGGCGAAGAGUCAACCUGUGCUAAGCCCAGCAGCCCAGCAGAGGGCAGUGCGAGUGCAGUGGGAAGCAGUUUAGACAGCACAGACGCACCAGCAGAGCAAACUUCGGAAGAGGACUAGCACCCGCUAAUGGGCUACAUACUCUGUACUGUCAAGGAAAACCAAUACAGAUCUUUUCUAAACCAGAGGACCUCUUAGCAACCCCAACUACUGACUACACCAUGAGAUAGUGGACAGGGUGGAAGGGGCUGUUUCUGUGCUGGACCUGCCUGUGGUAUCUACAUGCACAGAUAUUUUAACCUUUUGAAAUUCCUUGGGAUUCGUGUACUUUUUGUACAUAUGAAGCCAUUUUUUUCCCCCUUCCUGUAACAAAGACACUCAAAUAGAGGCCGGUGUCCCACAUGCUUGCAAAAAUGUGUGGGGCACAUCUUAACAUUGUUUUAAAACAAGCUUGUUUUUUCCUCCGUUUUUCCUCUGUAUCUCGGUUAAAUUAUGUUGGCUGGCUAUGCCUUAACCUGUCUACUUCUGUAUCCUUGUCUGGCCUGAGAAGGAAAUGAGGAAAAACCAAUCCAGAACAUUUGGGGUCAACACUGCCCUCUUGAGGACAAAGUCAGCUGUUGUGAUGCUAACCCCUCAAAACAUUUUUUUUUUUUUUUCCGAAAAGCCUUGAUGGACUCAUGCAAUGUAUUAUGUCAGUUUUGUUUGAUUAGAGAUAAUAGACGUUAAUAAUGUUUACUCAAAAUCUGGCAUGAUUGAUGAUGUGGCAACAUUUUUAUGGCAAUAGUCGUAACUUGUUCAAUACACAUACAACCCCUGGCAAGAGGUAGGGAAUCACCUGUCAUGGAGGAUGUUCAUUCAGUCGUUCAUUCUUUUUUUUUCUAUAAAAAUUUAAACGGCUGAAUGAACAUCCUCAAUGACAGGUGAUACCAUCCUCUAUUUUUUACGAGGAUUUGUACUUAAGGAUUUGUUAGUUUGCAAUUUCUUGGAUAUCUGAUUAAUUCUGAACGAAAUAGGAACCAAGCAUGCCCCCAAACAACAGUGUGUACCAGGCUUGGCGAAAGGCAAUGAUUGCAAUAUUUAGUUCUGUACAUGAAACAUAGCCUGGUUGAGUUGGCAAACUUGCAUAGCACUGUCUUUGUUGCAAUGCAAAUUAUUUUUUAUAAACACUACCUUAAGGAUUAAGGGAAAACCCUUGUGUUGGUUGCCUCAGUGUAGUCCUAUAUCCUGAGGAAAGUAACAUUCAGGGUUCCCACUGGUGCUUGAAUUCCUUGAAAAUGCUUGAAUUUCAAUUAAGUGUUUUUAAGGUUGUGAAAGUGCUUGAAUUUUUGGUAGUUGAAAAUAGUACUUGAAAAUGCUUGAAAUGUAUGUCAAGUCAAACUCAGUAAGCUAAAUAAUAGAAAUAAAUUGUUCAGUUACAUCAAAAAUCUGAGUGACUGAGAUGGGAUUUGCCAUUCGACACCCUAAAAUUGAUUAGAAUGCAGGAAUUUGCAUCUUAAAAACACAUUUUUUAAAAACACACCCCCUUCCCGCGACCUAUUAAAGGUGCUGGAAAACUGAAAAUUUGGUGCUUGAAAAGUGCUUGAAUUUGUUCAUGAAAAAGGUGUGGGAACCCUGAACAGUAUUAUAUAUAUUAUGUUCUCAUCACCUAGUAAGGAGUUUGUUUAUCUAGCCACUACUGGAUCAUGUAAAAAAGCCUUUUGUGUUCAUUUCAGGCAGGAGUGCCAAAGUAAUUCUGAAUUAUUUGAAUUAUUCAAAACUGUUAUGCCUGUAUAUCCCACUCGGCCACCCGUCUCAUCUUUUACCCAUUUCUGUAAAUCAUUUUUGAUAUGUAGGCCUAGAACUUCUAAAUUUCUGUAAAGUAGAUUUUUUUAGAUUGUAAUAUGUGUCUUUUUUUCCCUGACAGGUUAAAAAGAACCUAUGAUUUCUCAGUAAAAUUGAAUGUUUGCGCUUUCGAUACAGCAUUCAUUAGAAAGCAAUAAAUGUUUGACACAUGCAA